GUUUUAUAAAUAAUCAUUUGAGCCGCUUUGGCAGCUUGAAUGAUUAGUUAAGUACAUUGGUUUUUUACGCAAUAUAUAAAUGAGUAUAAGUGAAUACAUAAAUGUGUGUGUGUGACAAAUGGAACUAGUUUAUGUUUCAAAGGAAUUUUAUUAAAACAAAUCAUGUUAAGAUUGAAUUUUGGUGAUAAAAAUUAAUUACUUGUAUAAUCAAAAAAAUUGCUCCAAUUUUUGUAUAUAAAUAUUGAGAUAAAAUGAUUGAGGUAGUUGGAAAAUUAUUGAAUGGUACUGCAUAUUUUUCUGGAGAAGUAAUAGAAUGUUAUAUUACAUUUAGUAAUCCGUUAAAUCCUUAUCAUCAAAAAUCUCAAAGCCACAGCGAUGUUUUUGAAGGAUUAGCAUGGGCAAGUGCUCAAGUUCAUUGCCAAUGUUCGGUCAAUGAUAAAAUUGUUUUUGUAGAAAAAAUUAAUGCUAUAAAUCGAACAAAAGCUAUAAAUACAGAUACGACAUUUGCUCCAUGGCAACAAGAUAAUGGAUAUGCAGUUGUAAAUACUAAGCCAAAAAUUUUGUUUUGUGAUCUACGUCUAUCACCUGGAGAAAGCAAAACAUAUAUUUACAGAGAAACUCUUCCAAGUGAUGCACCACCAUCAUUUCGUGGACAUGCAGUUAAAUAUGUUUAUAAAAUAACAGUGGGCACUCAAAGAGUAAAUUCGCCGAUAAAAUUACUUAAGAUUCCAUUUAGAGUAUUAUCAUUAAGUGAACUACCAGAAGUAACGAUAUGCAAUGAUAGUGUAGAUUUGAGUCCAAAUAAUCCUUUUUUGGAAACACAAGAACGUGAUACACCCUUAGAUGUAGCAUUACAAACACUCCAAAAUUUGACAGCUCGAAGAAGUCCAAAUUUUUAUAAUAUAACAAAUGGACGAGGAAGGGUUGUUCGUUUUUGUUUAUUUAAAAAUUCUUAUAAACUAGGGGAAGAUAUUAUCGGCACAUUUGAUUUUUCUAAUGCUGCAGUAUCAUGUAUUCAAGUAUCAGUAGGUUUACAAUCUGAAGAACAUGUCAUUGAUGAAUACAACCGGAGCAAAAGUAAUCCAACGCUAGUUAAUUAUUAUAAACAUCAUGAAGUUUGUUUUGGAUUAAAAUAUUCCCAAUUGAUACUACCAAUUCCACUUCAUGUAACACCCGACUUCUCAACAAAUUUGAUAACUCUCAAAUGGCGAUUGCAUUUCGAAUUUGUAACAGCAACAAAAUUAGUUGAAAUUCCAGACAAGACAACAUUUAAUUGGCAAGCACCUUCAAAUUUAGACGUUGAAACAAUGAUUUGGGAUCUUCCACUACAUAUUUAUCCUUCUACAUAUCCACCUACUACUGCUUUGUUGACUAAAUAUAAUAUUCUUAUAUAAAUAUCAGACAUAAUAAAUAUAAACUUUUAUUUAUAAACACAAUAAUAAUAUUAAUAAUAUGAAUUUGUAUGAUAAAGUCAAUAAUAAAUCUUUGAUAAAAAG
Chelonus insularis is the source of this 1496-nucleotide messenger RNA. Its product is annotated as RAB6A-GEF complex partner protein 2. The transcript has 5 exons. NCBI's taxonomy places the organism in Eukaryota, Metazoa, Arthropoda, Insecta, Hymenoptera, Braconidae. Bases 252 to 1394 code for a protein of 380 amino acids. Gene Ontology annotation, biological process: retrograde transport, endosome to Golgi. The record is from RefSeq and is a predicted model, not a curated record. Gene Ontology annotation, cellular component: Ric1-Rgp1 guanyl-nucleotide exchange factor complex; Golgi membrane.